Aspergillus vadensis CBS 113365 is the source of this 1408-nucleotide messenger RNA. Its product is annotated as BTB/POZ domain-containing protein. Lineage: Eukaryota; Fungi; Ascomycota; Eurotiomycetes; Eurotiales; Aspergillaceae. Gene Ontology annotation, molecular function: protein binding. The record is from RefSeq and is a predicted model, not a curated record. Bases 122 to 1408 code for a protein of 428 amino acids. The transcript has 6 exons.
UUCCUGGGCUCCCACAUAGCAGCUCGCAUUCGCUUGUUCAUAAAUAGCGGCAAUGAUGAUCUUUUCUUCUAUUUUCUAUAGAAUCUAUCUUCUCCUAUCUGAAUAGAUCCACGAGCCCUUGAUGGCGAAAGGAAGAAGAAAACAAGGAAGAUCAGCAGUAUCCAAACCCGCUGAUACAGCUGUUGUACCUACGGAGCCGGUUUCUGCAAAUGAACAAAUUAUCAGAAAAAUGAAAGACCUGGUCCUUAGUCAAUUUCUCAAUCCGAAGUACAGCGAUUUGUCCAUUAGUUGUGGUGAUGAAGUCUAUCCAGCCCAUCGGAACAUUCUCUGUCCCCAAUCAAAGUAUUUUGAGGUCGCUUGUAGUAGUCGCUUUAAGGAAAGGAACGGCGAGAUCAUCAUCGAGAAUUGCAAUCCUGUGCUCAUCAAAAAGACACUCGAAUUCUUGUACACGGGCGACUAUACUUAUGACGGUGCUCCAAUUACCCAAGCCCACCUGAACUCGAAGAAUAGUUCUGAAUGUUCACCCGAAACAUGGGCAGAAAAUAAUUUUGAGCUAGAUGCAGACACUGAACAAUAUCCAAACCCAUCACGAAAAACCAAUACUACUGAUUCCCAAAAUUGUCAGGCCUUCUUCCACGCUCAAAUGUACGCACAAGGUGAUUAUUUUCAGAUCAACGAGCUUAAGAAGAAAGCAAAGGAUUACUUUAUGAAAUCUUUCUUGGAACAUCCCGACCAAGAUUCAUUCAGCUCCUCCGUCGUUGAAGUUUACAGUUCAACAGGGGAGCACGACCGUGGGCUCAGAGAUCUUGUUGUCCAGCUCACGACGGAUAACCUCAAGAUUCUGAGGAAUGGAGAUAAUCCUAUACUCUGUGACGGACUUUUAGAAUCUGUUCCCAAAUUCAUGCUGGAGGUCUGUCUUUCGACCUUGGACAAUGAGACAAUGCAGGGCUUCAAGUACCAAAGAGGAAAGCAUAAAGCACGAGGUGUGGCGGCUGCAUUUGUCUUAGACUCAACAGAGGACACCUCGUCAGCAAGACUCUGUUAUUUUCUCCUAGCUAAUGCCGUAGCUCAAUUUAUCACCGCAGCGCUGACAUCAUGGUUCAGUAGUGGGCCUUCUCUUGGGGGCUUAUCGGUUUUGCCAUACCAAGGAUUUGCUGAUUGGCCUCCUCACUUGACAAAAUGGAUCACUGCGUACAUCCCGCAGUGCCCUCACUAUUCCUCGGUCUCUACCGCUGCGGUCCGACGGCAAAGUCCAUGUGGCGCUAGUACUGUAACAUUCGCAGGGAAACGGGGCAGGGUGGACUACGCAGGGAUGAAUGGCCCUUCUACGAAGGAGGGAGAAGAUGGGGGGAGAAAUGGGGGAGAAAUAGAGACAGAGCCCUAUUACUCGAUCGCAUAUGAUCCCUAA